GUGACGUCAUAUUAAUUUGUUUUUCCCGACUUAAUGAAUCACCGUCGCUAAAUUCCUUGUUUUCAUUAGUAAAUCGUCUGCCCAGGGCGAAGUUAAGAUGUUUUCCAGCGGCCCCAACUACAACAAACUGAAGACCAAUCUUCGAUUGGCUCUGAAUCGCCUGAAAUUGCUGGAGAAGAAGAAGGCGGAGCUGACGCAAAAGUCCAGGAAGGAGAUAGCCGACUACUUGGCCACGGGAAAAACGGAGAGGGCUCGGAUUCGUGUGGAGCAUAUAAUAAGGGAGGAUUACCUGGUCGAGGCCAUGGAAAUGGUGGAGAUGUACUGUGACCUGUUGCUUGCCAGAUUUGGCCUCAUCACCCAGAUGAAGGAACUGGACACUGGGAUCGCCGAGCCGGUGGCCAGCUUGGUGUGGGUGUGUCCCCGCCUCCAGAGCGAUAUAGCGGAGCUAAAGAUCAUAUCGGAUAUAUUUGUGACCAAAUACGGUCCGCAAUUCGCCGAGCAAUCGAGAACGGCCACGGGAGAGCACUUUGUGUCGGAGAAACUGAUGCACAAGCUCACGCUGCAGGCGCCGCCCAAGCUUCUGGUGGAGAAGUACCUCAUUGCCAUUGCCAAGAACUACAACAUCGAGUACGAACCGGAUCCACAGGUCAUGCAGGAGGAGCAGCCCCAGCAGCCGCAUCUCAUCGACCUGUCCGAUCGGAACAAUUUGAGUGGCGGCGGUGGUGGCGCUGCUCCACCGCAAAUGGGUUUCAUUGGUUAUCCGGCAAUGCCACAACUGCCCGACAUGCCGAUGCCACCGAGUACCAAGCCCUUUAAUUACCCACCCUUUGGUGGAUCAGGAGGAGGAGGCGGUGGAGGCGGAGCAUGUGCUGCCCCCCAGCCAAUGCAGCCACCUCCGCCAUUUGCCUACAACAUACCGCCCAAUCAGCCGGCACCUCCCGCAGUCUUACCUGCAAAGUGCGCCGAGGAGAAGGAUCUGAACACCAACUUUAUCAAUCGUGAAUCGAACAAUACGGAUGGCUCGGGCAGCCCGGAUGAGAAUAUUUUGCGCCCCAAACCCGAAAAUGAUCCGCCGCCGCGGUACACCUCGAUUAACCCCGUUAAUCUCCAGAACGCCAACAAACCUAAACCACAACCCCGAUCUAAGCUGCCACCGGGUAAUCCCACUCUGCCAAGUGCUCCUCCGGCGUUGGAUUUCCCCUCGCUGCCCAACGUGCCCAACGAUCUGCCGGAUAUUCCGGGCUCAGGGGCCGAAAAGAAGGACGACGAGGAAGAGAUCGACUUCGACGAUCUCUCACGCCGCUUUGAAAACCUCAAGAAACGAAAGUGAAGCUCUCCAGCACAGAAAUUUUCAAUUUUGCAGUAUAUUUGUUAUAAUCUCGGUCCUACUUUCUAUAAAUAAUCACAUAUAUAUGUAAAAAACA
Molecule: messenger RNA, 1424 nt
Organism: Drosophila elegans
Lineage: Eukaryota; Metazoa; Arthropoda; Insecta; Diptera; Drosophilidae
Gene: Ist1
Product: IST1 homolog
Exons: 5
Coding region: 98-1330 (410 amino acids)
Biological process (GO): protein transport
Source: RefSeq, a predicted model, not a curated record